AUUACUGCCUGCCUUCACUCCUUUGCCCAUGUGUCUCCACCACAGAAGCCAUCCUCAGGGGGCUCCAUCUGGGGGGAGACAGACAGGACCAGCAGCACACGAAGAAACACCAAAGGGGAAAGGGACACUCGGCCUAACCUCAGGACUUUGGACUGGGGGUCUUUCCCUUCACUGUGUCUCAAGUAAGACUCGGGUUUAGAAGAGGAAAUAAGGUGAAAUGAUACCACUACCACUGAAGAAGGACUCGCUGUGUGUCAACAAGUGAUUCACAUGUACUGUCAGCAGUAGAGAAGACUUCACAAAGGAGCUGACAGGAAAGCCCAGAGAAAGAGGCGAGAAGCUAGAGGUAGCCCCGGCUAGUGCGGAGGUCGUGGGCCGUGGGUCUUGGGAGCGAGCUCGCCAGGGAGCAGGAGGCCAAACGACCGAAAUCAGAGUCGCAGUCGGAGUCUCCGAGCCGGAGCAGGAGCCUGAGCCGGAGAGCGUCGCCCGUCCGCCCGUCACCGCCCGCGCACCCGGCGCUGCCAGAGCCUCCGGCGCAGCGCGGCCAUGGAGCCCAGCAGCAAGCCACUUAAAAAUGGAAACUCCGUUCUUAGCUGGCAGGCUGGAUUUGGCCAACAGGCCCUAGUUUGCCAACCUUGGCUUAGAGCAAGAUCCACCCAAGUGGCCAGAGGUUUCUGAGCUUCGGCCUGGGCUGUCCUGGCUCAGACUGGGCAAGGCCCCAAAAGUUGCUAGAAUAGAAUUUGACCUACAUAAGAAAGCACCAGGUAGGAACCUUGUUUCCUUCGGGGGCCAGUGCCCAGAAGCAAGGGGGAGGACACGAGCAGGAAGGGCAUGGGAUUUGGCCUCAGAGACCUACCAGAAGCGUCCCAGAAGCCGAGGACCUUCUGGUUAUCUGCUUUUUCCUCUCCCAACGUUCCGUCUUCUCAUCUGUGAAGUGGGAGCAGUCUCUCCCCCAGCGCGCAUUCCUGGUGGUUAAAUCAGGAUGCAGAAGCGGCCCCUGGCAUGGCGCCUGGGGCCUCACUGGUGCUCUGGGUACUGAUAAAAGCAGCAGCUCCCUCCUCUCCUCUCUGCUGGCAAGACUGAUGAGUGCCUCCUGCCCCCAGGGCCACCGUGGGGUGCACAGGAGGCUCAGCCAUGCAAAAGUCCUGACAUCACUGGAAGGCUCGAGGGAUGGCCCCCAGAGGAGUAAAUGCCUGAGGUCACCUGAAGGUUAGGCUUUGGAAGGGUGACCCAUCACUCUUCUUCUUGAAAAGACUUGGCCGGAUGGAAGCGGUCAGAGGGUAAACUGCCAGUCAAGGAAUCCAAAGAACUCAAGUCCCAGCCCUGGCUUUUGUUUGCUGAUGACCCUGGGAGUCUGCCCUCCGACCUUAGGCUCCCCAUCUGUCACAUGAGCCUGUUACAGCAAUUCUGCAAUGUCUCGGGCUUCGUUCUUUUUCAAUGCCCAGAAUUUUGUUCAAAGGAGAUCUUAGGAAAAAAACCUACACAAAAUAAAUAAAAAGGGAGCUGUUAUGGAUUCCAUACUCCCCUGCCUCAUCCCCUCCCAUCCUCCUUAGAACUUGCGGACCAAGUCCUGUGCUUCCGUGCCCGGCGGAAAACCACGUGGGAAGCUGUGGGAGGAGGAUGGCAUGGAAGCAGCGUCUGGAUUGUGCCGACGCUGGGACCCUCUUCCUGCAGGGAAUGCCCUCCCUCUGCCAAUAUUGACCAAGGGCCUGCUGCCGGCCAAGCCCAAGGCUGGAGCAUGGUGCUGAGGAAGGGCACAUGGGCAUGGGUCAAAAGGCCACAGUGCUUAGCAAGUUACGUGACGCGGCCAGUGUGCCAUCUGUCAUCCCAGUGUGUGGGAGGAGAGGUCCCAAGGCUAAUGCCACAUCAGUGGCUUCCCAGGAGAGGGAGGACCCUCGUGUUGGGAUAGGGCUGAUGGAGGUAGGGGGUGUGAAGUCUCCUCUAUGCUGGACCCUGAGCCUGGGCACUUGCUGAACUGAGAGGCCUAUGGCACUCCUGGGAGAGCUUGGAUUUGAAUUCGGGUCUGCCUCAUUUCAGCAAGUCCUGGGAGUUGGGAGUUACUACUAUUAGCCUGUCUCUGCCUCUCAGAGCUGAUGUUCCGGUACCCAUCAAAUGGCUGAGGUAAAAUCUGUUAGGAUGAGCACUCUUCUGGCCAAAUGGAUAUCCAUAGAGCCUGUUUUGCCUGAAAGCUAAAUUCAGAAGUGGUUUGUUUUAUGAAUGUUCUGUACUAUGCCCUUCCCUGGGCAGUCUGGCUGCAGAGGUGGCUAAGACUCAGGGCCCCAUUCUUGGGGGGAGUUCCCAGACUGGUGGGUGAACAGCAGAUGGGUAUUCUCAACUGCUAGAAGCAAAAGCUGGAGACGGUAGAGGAUACAACCAGGGCAAAACCCUGCAAGAGGGUGGGAUGUUUUAGAAAGUAGCCUCAGCCCCAGGGUGGUCACAGAUGGGUGCCCGGGGUAGGCUCCUGGGGGUCACAGAUUCCAGACUCCACACUGCUCCUCCACUCUUAAAGAAGGCUUCACAAGAAAGCCACAGCUGUGGGUUUAUUCCCCUUCUCUAAGUCGCUACCAAGUCAUCCAUCAGCUUGGCACCUAAAGAAGCGUGGAAUGAAUGGAUUUCGUCGUGGCACUUCAGUUGCAGCCACAGAGCAGAAGCUGACAGGCCGUCUCAUGCUGGCCGUGGGAGGAGCAGUGCUUGGCUCCCUGCAGUUUGGCUACAACACUGGAGUCAUCAAUGCCCCCCAGAAGGUGAUUGAGGAGUUCUACAACCAGACAUGGAUCCACCGCUACGGGGAGCGCAUCUUGCCGGCCACACUCACCACACUGUGGUCCCUCUCCGUGGCCAUCUUCUCUGUAGGAGGCAUGAUUGGCUCCUUCUCCGUGGGCCUUUUUGUUAACCGCUUUGGCCGGCGGAACUCAAUGCUGAUGAUGAACCUGCUGGCCUUCGUGUCCUCUGUGCUCAUGGGCUUCUCGAAACUGGGCAAGUCCUUUGAGAUGCUGAUCCUGGGCCGCUUCAUCAUUGGUGUGUACUGUGGCCUGACCACAGGCUUCGUGCCCAUGUACGUGGGGGAGGUGUCUCCUACGGCCCUUCGAGGGGCCCUGGGCACCCUGCACCAGCUGGGCAUCGUUGUCGGCAUCCUCAUUGCCCAGGUGUUCGGCCUGGACUCCAUCAUGGGCAACGGGGACCUGUGGCCUCUGCUGCUGAGCAUCAUCUUCAUCCCGGCCCUGCUGCAGUGCAUCCUGCUGCCCUUCUGCCCUGAGAGCCCCCGCUUCCUGCUCAUUAACCGCAAUGAGGAGAACCGGGCCAAGAGUGUGCUGAAGAAGCUGCGCGGGACGGCUGACGUGACCCGCGACCUGCAGGAGAUGAAGGAGGAGAGUCGGCAGAUGAUGCGGGAGAAGAAGGUCACCAUCCUGGAGCUGUUCCGCUCGCCCGCCUACCGCCAGCCCAUCCUCAUUGCCGUGGUGCUGCAGCUGUCCCAGCAGCUGUCGGGCAUCAAUGCUGUGUUCUAUUACUCCACGAGCAUCUUCGAGAAGGCGGGCGUGCAGCAGCCUGUGUAUGCCACCAUCGGCUCCGGCAUCGUCAACACAGCCUUCACUGUCGUGUCGCUGUUUGUGGUGGAACGAGCCGGCCGGCGGACCCUGCACCUCAUCGGCCUGGCCGGCAUGGCGGGCUGUGCCGUGCUCAUGACCAUCGCGCUGGCGUUGCUGGAACAGCUGCCCUGGAUGUCCUAUCUCAGCAUCGUGGCCAUCUUUGGCUUUGUGGCCUUCUUUGAAGUGGGCCCUGGCCCCAUACCAUGGUUCAUUGUGGCUGAACUCUUCAGCCAGGGUCCUCGCCCAGCUGCCAUUGCUGUUGCUGGCUUCUCCAACUGGACCUCAAAUUUCAUUGUGGGCAUGUGCUUCCAGUAUGUAGAGCAACUGUGUGGUCCAUACGUCUUCAUCAUCUUCACCGUGCUCCUGGUGCUGUUCUUCAUCUUCACCUACUUCAAAGUUCCUGAGACGAAAGGCCGGACCUUUGAUGAGAUUGCUUCCGGUUUCCGGCAGGGGGGAGCCAGCCAAAGUGACAAGACACCCGAGGAGCUCUUCCACCCCCUGGGGGCCGAUUCCCAAGUGUGAGGUGCCCCACACCACCAGCUGGCCUGCUCCCAGCAGCUCCAAGGAUCUCUCGGAGCACAGGCAGCUGGAUGAGAUUUCCAAACUGACAGAUUUCAGCAGAGCUGGGCCUGGGGCUCCUUUCUUCAGCCAGCAAUGAUGUCCAGAAGAGUAUUCAGGACUUGAAUGGCUCCAGGAUUUUAACAAAAACAAGACUGUUGCUCAGAUCUUACUCAGAGAAGCAACAAGUUUUAUAAUUUUUUUUAUUACUGAUUUUGUUAUUAUUUUUUUAUCAGCCAGAGUCUCCUGUAUCUACACCCCAGACUUCACCCUGAAUGGCUCAGUACCUGAAGGUGGGGACCAAGCCCUGCCUAGACACUUGCCUUCUUCACCACGCUAAUCUGUAGGGCUGGACCUAUGACCAACGACACACUAAUUGAACUAUGAACUAUGAGGCUUCUACCCCAAGAGGUAGCUGUGGCCACUCUCUUCUGAGGCCUGGAUCUCCCUACCCUAAGGUUCAGGCUCCAUUAGGGUUCGCCCAUACCCAUCUCUUCCUACCCAACCACUCAAAGUAAUUUUGCCUUGCCUGAGACCAGUUGGGAGCACUGGAGUGCAGGGAGGAGAGGGGAAGGGCCAGACUGGGCUACCAGCUUCUAGUCUCCUUUGCACUGAGGGGUCAGAUGAUCACCAUGAGGAGGGCCAUGGGAGGCUGAGAACUCACUGCGCAAGAAGACAUGGACACUCCUGCCCUGCUGUGUAUAGAUGGAAGAUAUUUAUAUAUAUUUUUUGGUUGUCAAUAUUAAAUACAGACACUAAGUUAUAGUAUAUCUGGACAAACCAACUUGUAAAUACACCACCUUACUCCUUCUGUAACUUACCUAAACAGAUAUAAAUGGCUGGUUUUUAGAAA
Molecule: messenger RNA, 4998 nt
Organism: Neomonachus schauinslandi (Hawaiian monk seal)
Lineage: Eukaryota; Metazoa; Chordata; Mammalia; Carnivora; Phocidae
Gene: SLC2A1
Product: solute carrier family 2 member 1
Exons: 14
Coding region: 2604-4109 (501 amino acids)
Biological process (GO): D-glucose transmembrane transport; response to insulin
Cellular component (GO): basolateral plasma membrane; apical plasma membrane
Source: RefSeq, a predicted model, not a curated record